This is a messenger RNA of Hippocampus comes (tiger tail seahorse), 3144 nucleotides long. RefSeq names its product golgi associated, gamma adaptin ear containing, ARF binding protein 3a (gene gga3a). The record is from RefSeq and is a predicted model, not a curated record. Gene Ontology annotation, biological process: intracellular protein transport; Golgi to plasma membrane transport; protein localization to cell surface. NCBI's taxonomy places the organism in Eukaryota, Metazoa, Chordata, Actinopteri, Syngnathiformes, Syngnathidae. The coding region runs from base 53 to 2014 and encodes 653 amino acids. Gene Ontology annotation, molecular function: ubiquitin binding; phosphatidylinositol binding; small GTPase binding. Gene Ontology annotation, cellular component: trans-Golgi network. The transcript has 15 exons.
CAUUGAACGCAUCGGCAACGAGGCGUUGUUUUGCUUGAAUAGGAGCGCCAACAUGGCGGCGAGCGGCGACUCACUCGAGUCCUGGCUUAACAAGGCCACCGAUCCUUCCAACAGACAAGAAGACUGGGAGUGUAUUACGGGAUUCUGCGACCAAAUCAAUAAGGAGCUCGAGGGACCGCAAAUAGCUGCAAGACUCUUGGUACACAAGGUCCAUUCACCACAGGAAUGGGAGGCACUACAAGCCUUGAUGGUACUGGAAGCUUGCAUGAAGAAUUGCGGCCAGAGGUUUCAGAACGAAGUGGGGAAAUUCCGCUUUCUAAAUGAGCUCAUUAAAGUGAUCUCACCCAAAUAUCUAGGAGACAAAGUGUCUGUCAAGUUGAAGUCAAAAGUGAUUGAGAUGAUUUACGGUUGGACCAUAUAUCUACCUGAGGAAACCAAAAUCUGUGAGGCUUAUCAGAUGUUGAAGAGUCAAGGCAUUGUGUUAGCUGACCCAGAGAUCUCUCUGGAUGCAAAAUUUGUGCCACCAUCUCCGUCUCAGCAGCCAAAGAGUCCUGUGUUUGAUGAUGAGCACAAAAGCAGAGUAAGAGCAACCGUUUUGAAUAAUUUCACACCCGGCAUGUUUGAACACGGCAUAUCAGCACUGAGCUCACCGUCCUCCUCAGUCUCCUUUUAUCCUUAUGACAUAAAGUUCACGCCAAUCUUUCCACUCUCAUCUAAACCAGGUGACAUCUUGCAGGCCAACGAUGACCUCACCAGUAUAAUUAAUUCUUGCAAGGAAAUUGUGGAAAGCCAAUCCAUAAAUGGAGUGACUAAAACACCAUCAGCAGUCAAACGAGGCACCAGCUGCACACCCCGAACAGAGAGUCUGAUUGAUUUGACAACAGACGUGGACAUCUCAGCUUUCUCCCAACUAAGAGAGAAAGAUUCGACAUCGAAUGUGAUUUCUCAUGUUGAUCUUCUAUGCGGAACCGCUGUUGCUGUACCAUCCCCUGCGAGCUCUGACAAGGUGCCCGCAUCGUUUUCUCUCCUGGAUGAAGAGCUGCUGACUUUAGACUCUCCCGGAACUGUUGCCACUGAAUCCGUUCUACCCACCAGUAUAAACAAAUCCCUACAGCCCUUCCAGAAUUAUAAUCAGGACAUGGAUCUUUUGGACACCACCGCAAAAAUUAGACCCGCAGACCCCAUGUCAAACCUCGCCUUGGGGUUAGCCACCCCACUCUCGUCCUCGUCCACUCUCCAGACACGAAUCGGUCCAGUCCAGAGCGCAUCGGUCCCAGUGGAUUCGCCAUGGUCAGCCACCGCGGUUACCUUCCCACAGUCCUUUGCCGAUGCACAGCUUUCCCCAUUGGCGCCGUCUUUACUGGAUCAAAGUCAGCAAAACCUAGCCCUGCUUGAUUUAGGCGGUAAUAAAAGCAUCCCCGGGGUGCACUUUGACAACACGAAAGCCAAGCAUGGCAGUUUGUGUUCUCCUGCCAAUCUCCUGCACCAAGAAGCCGUUCCAGUCACACUUGGCUGCCCCCCGGCUCGAAGUCUAUCCAACAAUAAUCAGACCUCUUUAAACGGGCUAGAUGAGACGUCUCUCGCUGAUCUCUUUGUCCCUUUACAUGCUGUCAAACCAAGUAAGAUAUGUCCGGUCACAGCAUACGACAGAGGUGGCGUUCGACUACUUCUGCAUUUCGCCAGUGACUGUCCACCCGGCAGGUCUGACGUGUUGGUAAUUGUGGCCUCCAUGCUGAAUACAUCCCCGCUUCCUGUGAAGGACAUAGUACUGCAGGCUGCUGUUCCCAAGACCAUGAAAGUGAAAUUGCAGCCGCCUUCUGGGACACAUCUAGCUCCUUUCAACCCCAUCCUGCCUCCCGCUGUCAUCACUCAGGUCGUGCUGCUUGCCAAUCCUCACAAGGAAAAGGUUCGGAUGAGGUACAAGCUGACAUUCACGCUGGAUGAGCAGCCCUACACAGACGUCGGGGAAGUGAACGAAUUUCCACUUCCUGACAGAUUGGGACGGGGGCUGUGACUCCACAUCACACCCCCUUCUGGAUUAUUUUUAAAAAAUGGAUUUACCAGUGCAGGCCAUGAGAAAGGAACAGUUGUCGGGAAUAUGCCACACUCACAAAUGCUGCAUUUCUCAUUUCUGCUCAGGGGGUGCCCAUUUUGCCACUUGGUGUUGAUUGAUGAUGACCAAUCACAGCUGACCUAGUUUCUGAGUUUUAUCCAACAUACUGGUACUUAAAGGGUCCUGCAUUUCUGACAUGUACGUAUCUUAAAAUUAACACCGUAGCAAUAACUGACCCAUAUCCAACUUAAGAUAUGACAAAAUGUGCUCCUAAAGAGUACUGAACUAAAAUGUAAACACAAUUAUUUUUCCCAACACAGAUCUCCUGUUCAAAUUGUGGUUAAAAACAGUACGAUUUCCCAUACUUAUAUAUAACAUGCACUUCUAACAUUGCUAAGUUUUAAACCUCAUUUUAUGUAAACAAAUGGACCUUGGAGGUGAAGGUGUGCCGGAAUCGACAUCUUGAUGCAGUGUUUGCCUUUGCUCAAGUUUAACAUUCACGACAGUGCACCGAGCCCACAUUGUGAUCACAAAUCAUACAUCAUUCAUUGUGUCUAAUUGCUCUCAUAUAGUGUUUGACUUUCCAUCAAGUCAAAAUGUUUGCACGAUUUGUUAAGGUACAAAAAAAAAAAGCUCCACAUUUGUUUGUGAAGAUGAACACUUUUUUUUUGUUGUUGUUUAUCAGUCUGUGAUUAAUCAUUCCUUCUGGCCAAGGAAGGCAGGAGCCCGACUUGCAAAAAACAAAAUUGCUUUUUAUUCGUCCACUUGUGUUGUACUUAAUUAUUUAUUGAUAUACACACUAUUUAUUCUUAUUCGUGGUGGCUGUAAGGGUUACAACGUUUUUUACUUGCGUAAAUACUGUGACAUACUGCGCAAAAGAUGUUAGUGAAGGUCCCCAUGCACAAGAAGAAACGCUACUUCCUGCAUCAUGAAGACAGUCAGCUUAUUACUAGGUGAUCUUUUUUUUUUCUUCGAAGGUACAAAGCAGUCAGUCUCUUUUUUGACUGUGUUAAUGGUCUAAGUUUACUUUGCCUGUAUUUGGUUUCCUAUGUGAAAAGGAUAUUUAGAGAUAACAUAUUUAUGACAGUCAA